This is a messenger RNA of Spirometra erinaceieuropaei, 28162 nucleotides long. The record is from the annotation of a GenBank genome assembly. Lineage: Eukaryota; Metazoa; Platyhelminthes; Cestoda; Diphyllobothriidea; Diphyllobothriidae.
AUGGAUGCCACUCUUCAACAGCAAUGGGACGAAAUAAAAGGAUUUUCGGACGAGUACGUGAAAAAUUUGACAGUAGAGUAAUCUUUGCCUAAACUUCCUUUAAGCAUUUUGUCUAAUUGCUCCAAACCUUACAGAGCCUCUUAUUUUAACGUUUUAAAGCAAUGCAUUUGGCAUAUUUUAACAAAAACUAAAAUUAACACUGUCGUUUAACGUCCGGGUCUUUGACGGAGGUUUCCCUUUGCUAGGGUAAUCUUAAACAUAAUCUUAUUUAAUGCAUUUCCCAUUGAUAAGCGAAAUAAUAUUGACCACUCAAGCGUUUAAAUUGUAAACCUGAAAGUGAAUUUGCCUUUUGUUAGUUAAUUCUAGUACGUCAUUUAUUUCACGAAUACUUGUCUGUUUUAAAUCACCGAGAAGUUUGGUGCUGAGCAGUAACUAUAACCUACGGCGAUAGAAAUUGCUGAAGGGCAAACAAAGCUUAUUAGCUUGGUUUUGGAGUCUCGAAUUAAGCAUACAUUUGCACUAACAAUAUUGCCAACAAUGUUUGGCAAUUAAUUUGUAAUUUUAUCUUUGUUCAACGCAUAUACAUCAUAUUUCAGCAAAAAAAAAUGGAAAAAGCGACGAAAAUUAAAGUUAGCCGGUAUUUUUAGCAUACAAUGCAUUUGGUCCAAUCUAUACAGGAAAACUCGGUUAAGAUCUUAACCGAGUUUUCCUGUAUAGAUUCGACAAAAUGCAUUGUAUGCUAAAAAUACCGGCUAACUUUAAUUUUCUUCGCUUUUUCAUUUUUUUGCUGAAAUAUGAUGCAUAUGCGUUGAACAAAGAUAAAAUUUCCGAAUUCGUGAGUUGUUUUAAGGGCCGACCCUUAAAACAACUCACGAAUUCGGAAAUACUAAAAACAAAUUCAGGUUUUUCAUCUAGCAAGUGCUUAAGCCUUAAAAUUUUCAUAUAUAAAAUCGCAAAUGGGGGCAUUUGGCAUAUUGACGUCCGCUGUCUGGCCUCCUGGUUUUAGCUAAAUUAGUGAGUGGUAUUUUUCGCUAAGACCAAAGCUUUACUAAUGGGUGUUCGUCCGUAAUUUACCAAAUCGCCUGCCUCUUCAGAAAUUUAUGACCUGCAGAUAUCAAUUAAAAACCAGCUUUUCUAACAUUGUUGAAGUAAAUAUAGACGAAAGUACUAUAUGUGCACUAAAACAUAUUUGUGUGGGCAAACAAUUCGUUGCGAUUCAUUUUGCACUAUCUCUUACCGAACAGCAGCGCUUGAAUCAUAAGAAAAAAUUAAGUGUUACCAAAAGCGCAUGUGUUUCACUUUGUACUGUGGUUUUCUGAGAAUAAUAACUCAUAUUUUCACAUAAUCUUGAUGCUAAAUAUGGCCAUGACUUAGCAGCCAAACGAAAAUUUUGCGAUGUUUUCCCUGAGGAUCUUUAUUCUAGCUUUGAAAUCUGAUUUCAGACACUAGUGGAUACGUUUAAGAAGUUUCGCCUGUCCGUUAAUUUUUGUCGCAUUGAAUAUUUACAGCAUUAGAGAAUGUUAGUGAUGUUUUUCGCCUGCUUAUGUUCAACAUAUGUCAGCGCCAAUGUACUCUAUGCUAUAAACAAUCAGUAAUGCCAGAUUUGAAUGUCAACAGAUAAAGGGAAUUAAAAUUUUAUUGUUAGCUCAUUUUCCUGCCUCAUUUAGCUUCAAAUCACUAAAGAGUUCGACGACCUGUUCAGGAUUAACUUUUCACGUCGUCUCAAAUUGAUGCUGAAAUGCAACUUAUUAAUGAUGCACACCCCCUUUGUUUUACAGCAAUCCUUCUUCAUUAAAGUUGACCCUACAGAAGAAAAAGAACAUCCUUCUGUAUUAACCUAGAGGCCGAAUGCCUGCUUUAGGGUUCGAGCCUUGGAAGAUUCUUUGGAGCAGUUGACUGUUCAUGCCUCAAUCUCAGAAUUUUUAUAUCAGUAAAUAGAAAUCUGAAGUCAACUGCCACAAAAUGGUAGUGGCAAAAACCUGCUUAGAAUAAAAUCCGAAUGCUGCGUCAUAGAAAAAAUGCAAAUUAGGGUUAUCGACUUGCUAAAAUCAUGAGUAAUAGACAUGGGUGUUCUAAAUGCUUGUUUCGUUGCGUGAAAUUGGGGAUGCCCGCAGUUUUUCCCUUUAUUCUGCUGUCCCUGCACAGCGCAGAUGUAUGCAUGAUUUUCUCCUUACUUAUGCAUAUGUGAGUAACUGGUGCUCAGAGUUUUGUCAAAUCCAAUUAGGCGGCAUUAUAUCAGGACGUUUACCAUAUAUUUCGUGAAAUCGGACCAACAGAAGAUAUGAAUAAUUUAGUCCCAUCGUGAGCCUAAGUCGAUAUCUGAUGCUAAUCUGUCAAAUUGCAACUCAGAAAUAUUUACACUGAUCGCACUUCUGCCUAUUUUUGAACUGCCUUACCGUCCUCCCCCUCCUCCUUUUUCAAUGAAGCACCCUCUACUAGAUACCCCUCCCUAAGAAUAACAUUAGAUACGGCCAAAAUUUCUACUUAAGCAGAAACUGAUGACAUACUCGACCGCAGCUACCACUUAUCAGGUUUGAGCGAUGUUGUGUAGAGGAUAUGAUUUGACUGCUAGACCAAAGAAUUAAUCUGCCUGACAUUCUGGUUUUUAUGGUAACAAUCAUCAGGAACAACCUCAUAUAGAGAUAACCACUACACAGAGGCUGCAGUACUUAUAGGAUGCAGUUGCCCUCGAGCCACAGGCGGGCUCAAACUAGCAUCUAGCGUACAUAAUUAUACUUGGUUUGUCGUCCAUAUUUGAUUUGGCACUCUGCAAUUUCAUUUCUAGUACUGGUGACUGACAUGAUACUUACUCUGCCGCUUUGUCUACAAGUGCCUCCAAUAGAAGCAGCGUUAGCUUAUGCAUCCAGGUGAUGCCAAGGAGGCAAAAAGGGAGGGAGUGAUAAUUGCGCUUUUUGAUUGGGACAGGAGAACCAAAACUCAAAGAGGUUACAAGUUUCGCGUUCGUUCUCUCCUGCAUGGGCUGUAAUCUUAUCUAGCCUGCUUAAUGUACUAAAAUUCCUGUCAUAUAGAACUGUGCAAUGAUUUACCGUACUAACAACACAGGUAUUAGCUAAAAGCCCAGACACGCGUGUUUCGCCGAGUCAAGUUUUGGACCAUGCUUGAAAAGGCCCGUUUCGAAAGAUGUACUCCAAGUUCGCGCAUUAAUUUCCUCGGAAAUUAAUCAAGGCAUUCCUGUCAUAUUUUAUUAAUGCUUGUCAGGCAUACAACAGUCAAGUGUGAUAGGGGAUAGAAGGAAUGCUAAUGGGCCUGACAACUGGUUUGGUUGCAUUUACUCCCCCUAGAGUUAACUGCUGUAUGCGAUUAGAGACAUGUCACGGAACGCUUAGUAGCGUAGAUGAAAUUUACGCAUACUUUUUUGCUUUAAUUACCCGAUAUUGUCCUUUGCGCUGAUUGUCUUGGAAGUUUUUUACGUAGAAGUCCGGGCUGGGUUUAUAAAUGGAAGUUUACUCCGCAUAAAGCUUAUCCCAGUUUUUUCAUAGUAAGUCGACAAAAUAUGUUAAUUAUAUCAGGCUCAGUAAAAGUAAAAAGCGGGCCUACGGACAGACCGGCUUUUAUUCGUUUUGCCCCUAAUUGAAAAGCAUGUGUAGUUCAUGCAAAAUUGGCAACGAGGUUGACGUAUGCUGUCAGCAACCCUGCCCCUUCAGAAAGCCUGCUGAUUUCGCAAAGGCCUUCCCUCCGGGGGGAACAUUUACCCGCGUUUUUGAAGAGAACAUGUACAUGCAAACUCAGUGUAAUGCAUGUGGCGGAAUAAAUAUAUAACACACAGCGAUCAUGAACAGGGUAUACGGUCUCAACCAUACGUUAGGUGGCUAAUGCAAAAAUUUACUUUGAUGCAGUAAUACUAAGACUCUUGACAAAAAACAGCAAACAAAGUAAAAGAUAGUUUAGCAGCGGGAAUACAUGACAGUUUCGACCUUCUUGUUCGACGAUGCCUACUGCGUGCUCUAUAACAGGGUAACGACAGAAGCGGUGACUAAUGUGUGAGCUAGUUUAAGGUAAUGGUAGACUUGCGCCGCAUCUACCGCGCCCCUCACCUACACCCGCACCUGGGCCGGGGUCUUGACAGAGGCAGGAGAGGACGCAGGUGGCUGACACGGAGAAAACCCGCAUGUAGGCAUGCCACCACACCCCUGCUCCACAACAUACGCCAACAAGGAUUUCAUAUAACAAAAAAAUGGUGGCGCCUUGGAUCCCAACCGGCGUGGUGUGGACCCGCGCCCUAGAGUGCCACCACACCCCAGUUUUGGCAUUUGUCAUGGGAAUGCAUUUUCAGGAACUCCUGCUAGAUCUCGAUCUAGCCUGCGUGGUGGUCCAGCCUAUCUACUGCGUGAUCCGUUUUAGGGGUGCAGUGGGGGGACAUAUAGGUGCACUCAUAUUCGUAUGGUGUGAUGUGCCUACUUUGUUGACAUCCCGACGAAACGGGUAUGCAAGGAAAAAAAUCCUUGAAAUUAUGACAAAGGGGCUCUUUGCUGAUGGUGAGUGUAAUGCACUUCAGCGUCGGUCGGCGAAAAUAUUGGAGUAAAACACGUGACUACAGUAGAGCUUGUGAAGAGGGAAGCAGACUGAACUCGUCGCUCUCCGAAAAAGUGUGACCAUUUGAUCAGUACUGAAGCGUCAUAUACUGCUGCAGCUGUGACUUCUUGUCAGCUAGUCGUAAGUAUGCCUAAUAGUAGCUCCCGAUCAAACCAAAUGCGGUUCAGAAUGUGGUAAAGCACGGCAAAGGAAGGGGCCUCGACAGCUCGACGUCAGUUGCUCUGGCAGGGUAUUGCUGAGCUGAAAGCGCGCCUAGAAGAUAUCCAUAUAGGCAGAAAGUUGCUGAUGGACUGCUGAGCACUGGAAGUCUCUAUUCCAAAUUUUGGAAUUCAUUUAUAUCCGAUUGACCAAUUCCCCCAUGGUUCGUAUAGAUUAGGGCGUUUGCUUUAUUGGUUAUAUUUGGCAGGUUUAUUCCCGGAGCUUAAAACUCGAGCUGAAGCUGACAGGGACCUUUUAAACGAGAGAUCGAGGGGAAAGCCUUUCAGUAGACUUUUAGUUUGGCCCCAGUGGCAGCUGCACAGGCGAUGAGGAAAGGGUCGCCGGCGUUGCUAUGCCGUUUUAUGUCUGUAAAGUCAAACGCAAAGCGGCAAAAAUUACCUUGAGCUAUCCGAUAAUAUGAAGUUUUAUGGCUGCUUCUUGAAUGCUCUAAGGUUGUGGUUGAGCCUGUGGAAAGCAGCGUCAUCCCUGGCGAUAAUGGUGACUAAACACGUUUGCCAUAUUCAGCCGACAGUGCUCGGUGCGUCCUAAUUCCUCCUGCCGGCCUACGGCUUCCACAUGGUGGAUCGUAGGUUCAAUAGUUGUUUAUGAAGUCUCGUUCGAUUAUGGAAGUGGAAUAGUCAAAAUCGUGGCAUGCGAGAACUUCGGUCAAAUGUUAACCCAACCACUAAGCCAACUAUUAUCGCCGAUCGAGCUUCCUCCAGUCUUGUCAAUGGAACACAAUGAAUGGGUAAGGAGUGUUAGGCCUACGCGACAAAGUUCUCUGUAGGCAUCAUAAUUUAAUUUGCUUCCAUCUUAUCUGGGGUAGUGGUGAUCUGCCUUGCGUUUGACAGACGGACCGUCUUAGGUGGUGUCUCCGCAUAAUACACUUAGUGUCGGCUGCACGGCCUAAGCUCUAUAACUGUACGUACUCGUGGUUUAUUUCGGUUUAGCGCACGAACGACGAACGCCAAAAUACCUUCUAGGACGCGUUGUGAGCUGCUUUUUGUUGUUCUGGUUUUUGCUAUGGCUAGCGUGCACUUAUGCACCGGCAGGCCCUCAAAAUGGACGUCGAUGCAGUUUUUACGGCCUUUGAUUGCAGUCAAGAUUAAGGUUUUUUGCCAUAUGGACCACUGUCCCAAGCUUUCCGUCGUCAUAAUCAAUCUUCUGAACUCGCACAAACCGUUACUCAAGCAUCACUGCCCAUUUAGACCACUCGAAUACAAGAAGGGUUAUUCGCCUGUUUACUGCCCACAAAUAUGAGAGGCCUCAUUUUAAUGGGCUCCUUGAGUGAACUAGUACCGUUUGCAAAAACCUCAAAUAAACUAAUGUCGGUUUGUGUCUUAUUUUAUUUUUUUAUAACUAUACUUGACAAUAUCUACAUUAGGUUACCUACUUCAACACCAAAAGACUCCACGAAACAUCAUGCAGAGUCGUUUUUAGGGAUGUAUAAAGAAACAGAGGCGAGAAUGUACAAGGGGUAGAUAAUGUUGCAAAAGAACUUGUAGCAUGGCGGAACACUCGGAAGUCCUUGCAACAGUACUCUGCUUAUAACGGUGGUAUGUGGGGUUCGAAUUAGUCAUUUACUUUUGCUCCGAACUUUCAUUAUUUUACGUUUGAUGAGGGACUUUCAAAAUUCGAAAGGCAGCACCUGGUCUGCAGGUGUUCUGUGUCAGGAAGAUGGUGCAAAAAGGAGUGAUUUUUACUUAUUACAUUUUGUCUCCUGCGUAUGGAAAAUACAUCAGUAUUUGGGUCUUUGAAAAUUGAUAACUUGAUAUUAGAAAGACGCAGGUUUCAAAAAUCACAGCAUAUUCAGCAGUAAGUAGACUCUUAUCAUCGAAGGCUGCUAGGCUUUGCCUCCGUCGCCCUCAAAGGAUGCCCAAGUGACACCUGCUCUGAUUCCUUAUGCCCGGAAGGACUUUUGUCGAUGCAAAACUACAACUUCGCCUUCCAGGUAGUAAUUGAUUAUGAGAGAGACCAGCUGACCCCACAUUUAUGUCAUUUUCUCCCCAACAUCGCUAUUUCUGGCGGCAUGAGGGUCAGAAACGCAGGCUGCUACUCACUCGGCUGUAGUGACCCAUAGGAAAAGAAGAUUAAAUACUUCCAGCGACUCCAGAGGGCGACAUACCUGACGGUAUUGGGACCACGAAUAGAAACGCCACCAACUUUCCAACCCAGAAGUAAUACAAGCACGACGCUGUCUGGUGUAUGAAUGGCAGUUUGCCAAUCAUCUCUCUGGUCUUAGGUUGCUUUUUUCCUUAGACCUACACUGAAGGUGGCAAAUCUAAGCCGUUCGAAACAAGGAAAGGUUUUUUGUUUUUACCUAAGUGCAUCUUAACUGGCAUAAAAGGGGCUACGGAAGGACGCCAUUUUGGACAAUUUUGUGGUUAACGAAUACAAAUUUCCCACACUGGCAUAUAUUAUAUGUCAUAGAAAUUACAAAGUAUGUCUAAUUAGUGAACUCUGUCAGGUAACUGAUUAAAUACACACCACUUCUGGCGGAAAUCAGACAACCGAGCUUAAGGUAGGGAGGCAAAGUACAGUCGUCAAAACAAGGGCCUAUGGAAUGAAUGCCUUUCAGCAGUGUCAGACGUACUUAAUUGUAUCCUUGCUCAAUAUUUAUACAUGCACGCCUAAUGGUUUAUAUAGGGCAGAUGACUGAGGUAACACCGACUUCACUUUCUCCGACCGUCAACCUCAAAAUCCAGUGUCCAGACUCAGUCACUAAAACUGGGAAAUCAACAAGGUGUGAAGUUCUGGCAGAACUUUUUAUCGGUCUACACGGGCAGCGACACGUUGGUGACUAGCCUAUUUUCCGAAUCCCUACUACACGUCCAUAUUUAUGACCGUGAGCCCAUUUUGGCUCUUAUGUAGUUUUAAAAGGCCUGUUACUGUCCAUUUCAAAGACCCCGCCCUCUCUAUGGGUUUUACGUCCCAAAUAAUCGCCUUGUCUCACUUCUAUUCCAUUAAAUGCAUCCACCAGGAACUUCCAAAUUUUUUGGGAAGCCUGAGCUGGCUGCCUGGGUCAGCAGACAUCCUAAUCAAUGUGGCUAAUGUUCUCCAUUCCAUCAUUUAACUUCCUUAGCUUAACUCCCCAAAGAAAUCUCUGAUAAGGUACGCUCCUUAGCAGUGACCCUAGUAUUCCCUUUAAAAUGCUCUGCCUUCUCCUAGGUCUUCCAUUAUGGGUUGAGACCCACCAAGACAGACAGAGAGAACAACGUAAAGGCAUUCACGCCAAGUUUAAAGGUGUUCCUCAUCUUAAGCCAGGCGUAAUGAAAAACGCGGUUAGUUCCAAAACGAACUGCUCACUUUGAAUGAAGAAAAAUUCUUCGCUUUUCUCAAUGGAAUAAAUUCCUCCUCAUUUGCGCUCACUUUCGCCGAAGGCUCCCCCUUCCAUUGAAAAAUCUCUUCUUUGUCUGAAGACGAAGGACGGCUUAAACAUCCAUUUUUCUUGUUCGAGGAGCUUCAUAUUGUCAGAAACAUUAAGAUGCCAACCCUUUCACGUGUUCGCUUUUGAAAAUCACUAAAGACCGACCACUUCAUUGCGUUUUUUGUUCGUUCAGAAGGCUAUUUUUAAGAACAUAAAUAGAUCUUGGCGGGUAACACAGGAGAAAGAGAGAGACACACACAUACAAAAGACAUGAGAGCUACGCGAGUCGGAACACUCAGUUGAUAGCCUCGGUAAAUUCCACACCCACAUGCCAGGGCGUACACAGCCUUCUCCAGCGAAAGUAAAACCACGGCCAACUGUGUCAGUUAUGUAUUUAAAAAAAAUGUAACCCUCACAAAAUUUACUUUUUCUUAUGAAUUCUAACAUAAGUCGGAAACAUCAUCUCAGCACACCUUCGCUCCCGGAAAGUAAAUCCUUCCCCUCCGUCACCCUCUUUUAAAUUGGCUCUCGUAACGUAAAUAUCCAUUUCCGUAACGACUUAUCAUCCAAAUCAUUUCCCAUUUCUGCGCCCCCUAAUCACGCUAGGCCUACGUGGCAAGGGCUUCUAGUUGUCCACCUGCCGUAUACCUUCAUCGUAAAAACUAAUUUCUCUGACUGUAUGAAACCUUUAGAAGCACUUGAAAUUGUUAAUUCUUGACGGCGAAAUCUACUAAUUCAGGAUCUGCAGAUCUUGGGCCGCUUUGCGAUAACUUCCAAUAAAAAGGAAAAAUGAAGUUCGUCCCCUUUGAGUUGUUGGCCUUCUCUAUAGAGUGUCUUUUCAAACAGUCCUCGCACCUGGAUCUUUAAGGGACAGACACGCUGUCGAGACUAGCAUCACACCAAAAUCAUAGAGAACUGCACCUGAUCAGACUGUAACAUGUAUCAGUGCAUUCGAAGACGAAUUUUACUGAAUAACCGAAUUGGAGGAGUUGAUUGGUUCGCAGACAACGGAACCGCAUGCGCUCAACUGAUGUCCGAAAAAGAACAGAACUGAGUUUUCUUAAAGUCAACGACGCGACUUGUUUUGUCAGUUUGCAUAGGCAGCCUGCUUCCACCCAGCCUAUCAGUGGAUCUAAUAGGGCUGGUUGCCCAGUCAAAUGGUUCUCAUUUUCAGUGAGUCAGACUCGAGAAGGAGGUUGUAAGUUGAAAACGAGAAAAAGGUGAAUGCGUCUAACCGCGCACAAAAUGCGUGUAGCACAGCUCAAAGUCUUUCGGCGUUUUUUUGACAACUGUUACAUAUGACCCCUUCGAGACGAUUAAUACCGCAUAUGCUCGACGUGUGCCUUCCCCCAUCCGUCGAAUGUGGACAUUAUGCUUUUACUUUUGUCAAAGACAAAGUGCACGUGUCUAGAACCGGGUGGGGCCUUAAUGACUGGCUAGGCCGAUCCCGCAGUUGCACAUGCUCUACGUGCUGAUUUCUAGACGCAAAGAGAAGGAUCCGACAAGAAGUGCGGCUGGCAGAAUUGAAAACUCUCCGAAGUUUUUGAAAGUUUUGCACAUGAUCCCUCUGAGGCAAUUGAGAUCACAUUUAUUUAAUGUGCAGAUUUCCUCACCUUGGCACUGGGGACCCAUGCUCCUACUUUCACCAGAAGGACUGUCAUUGCCAAGGACAACGUAAAAUGCCAUGAUCGACUGAGGUUCUUCAUCCGUAAACUUCUGCCUCAUCAAUGCGCUCAAGGCCUUAGUUGUUGAAUGACAGCAAUGGAGACUUUUGAGCCGCUACUAGCAACAUUGAAAUUAUAUCUCAGCAGCCAACAGGAAAAACGAACGAAUUUACACAUCUCUCGUUCACUGACUGCCUUUCAGCCCCGCAAGGUGACUGAAACAUCACAGUCCUCCAUAAGGUCGUUGUUUUGUUUGUCCUCACCGAGAUCCGCCCAACACGUCCACUAAGUCGAGCUUCAUCUGGCAGAAAGGCAGAAAACGUGUGGCGAGUUCAUAGGGUCUGUGAAGAAAGUAACGAGUAUCACUAUCUAAUAAGUACAAUAGAGGCUUCUUCCCGCCUGGAACUGGGAAGUAUUUACUCACAUCCUUCCGUUUCGGCAGUCACGAGUGGCAGCCCUCCACAGUGUUCGUGUGCUGCUGGCCUAUUGCGUUUGCGGGCAGGCAGAUCGUUUGUAUUCUGUACGUCACAGGACGUGGCACUUCUGAUCAACAUGUUCGUCUCAGGCUGCCGCCGAUUGUGCUUACAUUCCUAAGGCCGUGGCUAUUCUUUAAGUUAUGAAAUUUACUUACUCCCAAGAGUCUGAACGAGAGGACAAUGUGUCACACCGUCGUCAGCACGUUUAACUUUUUGGACUUGUCGCAGACUGCGACUAGGCAAUGGACUUAACAACAUUUCAUGUCUGCUUAAGUACUCCUUAGUAGUGCCAAAUACUGCGUCGGACGUGAAAAGAAUCCACUUUUGCUGAUGCUGAAAAUCUCCCUGUUUAGUGGAUGUAUGAGACCAUUCUUACCAUCUGUAACCGCUGUCUGACUAUUUGAGCUAAAACGUACUCACCCGCAGCCCCAGGACUUUAGGUCCAAGUCGGGACGCCGUAGUUGACAGUUCAUUGAAUAUUAAAUAUGGCUGUGAGGAUGGAUUUCUCCUCAUCUACAACAACUGCCCCAAAUGGUCGUUCAGCAUGCUCUACGACCUUCUUACAGUUCUUUAAAGGUGGAGUUGUUGUCGUAAUCAUGGAUGACAUCGUGCGAAAAGAGAAGUAGUUAUAAUGGUUUUAGCAUUACAUCAUGACACAUAUCCGCCCGACAGUUUGCCGGCCGCAAAGAACGAUGGCUACUGUUGUCCCCGGGGUUGCAACAGUGACUUAUACUGGAAUUUUCUAUCAUUACAUGGGAUAUUUUCAUUGCAUUCACCCCACUUGCCAUGCCCACAACCACUAUACCCAAAUGACAAGACGGAGUCAGGCGGAAUAGUGAAGGGGCUUGACGCCAUGCCCACCCUUAAAAAUCCUGCGAUGGUCCUCGACUCUCACGACCCAUUCUUCAGGGGAAUAAUAUCGGAUUAAAUGGUGCAGAGACUGGACAUUUAGGCUCAAGGGAGAAAGAGCCGUUGGUUGGCAGCUUUCCGAGCCACGACCUUUGGCACGUUUUAGUGCUUUUAAAGGGCAUUUUCUCACUAAUAUUGGGGAAACGAGGUGACAAAUUCGGGUUGACCCGUUAUAAAUUCUCUCCCCUCUUCCCCUACUAGUGGUAAAACGUCUGGGUGGAGCCGACUGUCUGCCAAAUUGGGCGUGAUGACUAACGUAGCAUAAAACCCCUUGCCUGAGGCGCACUACGUGCAAAAUAUACGCAGAGCAGAGUCAUGGGCAACUGCCUGCGUAACCUUUGCGCAAUGCGCAGAGCUAAAGUCAGUGAAAAUACUAGCAAAAAAUGGUAGAUCAUUUUAGUAGGUUGUGGGUGGGUAAGGCUGAAGUGGCUAUUUUUGGCGGUUUGCAUCAAAUGUGUGUCUGUAAUCUCGCUUUGACAUAAAGAUGUCACCUUGCAAGUUGACGCGCAGGUCUUUUAAAGAACAAAACGCAAGGGCUCCUCCGCAUUUUCGGCAGAGGACUAACGUUUAAUACCCUUCUGUCCAUGUCAUUUUGUAUUGCUUGCAGUUUUUGCGUAAAGCAAUCUUGUCUACCUUCUUCAAAUGAUUCAUUUUUGUAGGAAUUCGGUAGCAAUCGUUCUUCGAACAAAAGCCAUCGUCCGUGUCCAGGCAAUUAUAAGUAAGUGACAAAUAAAACAUCAAGCAUGUUCUUUUACAAUUAUUCAUAAUUGUGUGUAUAGCUCCUUCUUAAUGGACCUCCAUGGCACUCCUAUUCAGAGGGGUCCGAGCCGACACCCUCUUCCCUUGUUGUGUAAAAUCCUAGUCAGCGCACGUUGUGGACCAUGGAGUGUGGCAGUACGCUUGGGUGCGGUUUUUGUCCUGCCGGCCACCUGCGCCCUCUCCCGCCUCCGAUCUGCUUGUCUCUGUCUUGACACCGUCACUAAGUGGGGAGGAGGAGAGAGCACGGUGUAUGCAACGAAGGUCACUAUCAUUUUAAACUAACUCCCGCGCAAGUCGUCGUUCCUGCUCUCACCCUGCUCAGGAGCACACGGUGAACAUCGUCGGUCACGACAGCGAGCCCUAGUGUCGUCUGUAUGUAUCUGUGUGUUUACCCCUAAAACGCCGCCAUCGACCGACUCCCCCAAGUGGAAAUCAACAUCGACCCGGGUCUUCCACUAUCCCAAAAGCCGUCCGCACCAUGCAACAACUCUCCAGCGGGAAGGCACCCGAUCCCAGUUUGAAUCUACAAGCACGGCGGUCACCGACUGAUUGACCAACUCGCAGCUCUAUUUCAGGAGAUGCAGCGCUGCGGUAAGGUUCCUCCGGAUUUCAAGGACGCGACCAUGGUUAACCUCUUCAGGCGGAAAAGUAACUAGGAACUCUGUGACAAUCACAGAGGCAUCUCGCUACUCAAGAUCGUCGGAAAGAUCUUCGCCCGAAUACUCUUCCAUCGUCUCAACGGCCAUCUAGAGCAGGGACUGCUGUCGUAAAGCCAGUGUGGAUUCUGACAAACACCGCAAAAUCACUGAUGUGAUUUUUGCCGUCCGCCAGCUACACGAGAAGUGCUAGGAGAUGUGGACUCCCGUCUACACCAUAUUCAUGGACCCGACAAAAGCCUUUGACGCGGUGAAUCGCGAAAGAGUGUGGAAAACCAUGCAGAAGUUCGGCUGCCCUGAACAAUUCGUGCACAUGGUACGUCAGCUCCACAACGGGAUGAUGGUGUGCGUCACGGACAACGGCGCAGUCUCCGAGGCAUUCGGAGUGACCGAUCGAAUGAAAUAGGGGGUGCCUACUCGCCGACCCUCUUCAGUCCCAUGUUUUCUGUCAUGCUGAUGGACGCCUGCAGUGAUGAGCGUCCCGGGAUCCGCAUCACCUACAGGACCGACGGGCACCUUUUCAAUACCCGACGAAUACGGGCCCUGACACGUCUCUCCAUAAAUACUAUUCAGGAUCUGCUCUUCGCUGUAUGACCGAAGAGGACAUGCAACGGAGAAUGGACUCCUUCGCCUCCGGCUGCGUCCACUUCGGACUGAUCAUCAAUAGGACAACAUUGUGAUCAUGCAUCAACAGCCACCGAACGGUGAAUAUAGUGUCCCCCGCAUCCGCACCAAAUUGAAGAUGUACAAGGCCAUCAUCCCGACGACACUUCUAUAGGGAGCGGAGACCGGACCGUCUACUACAGCCAUGCCAGGAAGCUGAACUACUUCCAUCUCAGCUGCCUUCGCAGAAUACUAAAGCCGAGAUGACAAGAGAGGAUCGUCGACACGGAAGUCCUAGAACGAACCUGGAUUUCCUGCAUUCUCUUCAUGUUUUGGAAACUACAACUGCGUCAGAGCGACCGUACGGUGAUGAUGGAAGAUACACGACUACCAAAAGAACUCUUCUAUGGUAAUGUCGCCACGAGCACUCAUCAGCAAGGAGGACAAAACCGGCGCUACAAAAAUACCUUGAAAAAUCUUCGAAACAACUGCAGACCAACCCGAAGACCUGGAAGGAUCUCGCCCAGAACAGACCGGCACGAAGAAGGAAAGAGAAGCCAGGCGCAGCCAUCUACGAAUCCACUUGGAUCGCCACCGUCAAAGCUAAAAGGGAGGCCCGCAAGUCACAAAUGCCUCCACUUCUCAAUGCCAGCCGUCAGCAACUUACAACAUUCUCGCGCUGCCAGCGCACAUUCUGCGCGCGCGAAUCGGUCUCUUCGGACACUUUCGGACACAAUGCAACAACAGUCCGGCAACACCAACUUCACCUCCCAUCCUCGCCCCCUGUCGCAAGACUCGCAACCACUACCACGCCCGUCAUCGGCGAUUACACUUUUGAUGACCCGCGGCCAUCCAUCACCGACAUCAUCCGCCCUGUCUCAACCCCUGCGUCGGUCACAGCGACCAGCGCCGCCAACACCACAACACCUCACACUCUCCACCAAUGGGACGACAUCCGAUGCCCCGUUAUUCACUAUCAUCACUACCGGCAUAACCUACAGCAAUGUGGACUCGGUUCCAACCUGUCCUCAUUGCGAUCGCAUAUUCGCUUCCCAUCGCACGGAGACUGGCGAACCAGUGUCUGGAGCACUCACAUGAGCUCGCCGCAUCCGCCUCCAUUGUCCACACUGCCCACGCACAUUCACUCACCGCAUGGGCCUACUCGGUCACAUGAGUAUCCAUGACAGAAGGCUGCCGACGACGCCUCGACUCAGUCCACGCAGUCUGCCCAGUUGCGUGUGCUUGUGUGGGGUGGCGGAAUGGUGAGCUGAGAGUCAGGCUGUAACGGCUCCUUCGUAAGAUGACCUCAGGCACUGUCAAGCAAGUGAAGAGUGUGUGUAGGAGUAUAUGGGUAGUGCCUCUCAGUCAACGACCGACUGCUUACCUGGCCUUUGAAGGGUGAUAACCCAGGAUAAAUGCAGAGCUGCGUCUCACCCUGCUGGGCUUAAAGGAUUGUGUUCGCUUGCUAUGCCAUGAUUCGGCAAACCAUGGCCCUUGCAGCUUCGUAUGCGCUGACGGUUCUAUGGCAUUAGGUUUCCUGGCAGUAGACGCGCUUGCUCUCCCGCUGGAUAUCCAGGUUAUGUGCAUGGUUGUCCAGUGACUCCUGUCGUCCUUCUCUUUUUGAUCCAUUUUUUGUUGGUUUAAAUCCUGAUCAAGUGUUUUUUGUGGAACAGGGGGGUGUGGUAGUACGCCUGAAUGCGGAUCCCGUCGUGUCAGUCACCUGCGCCCUCCCCCCGCCUCCGGUCUUCUUGGCACAACUCUUAGCGUUCCGUGAUCGUCUGAAAACACGCCAAAUUUAUCAUAGGGAGGAGAGCUCCGAUGUGCCGUGGAGAUAAAUUUCCCGGUAUUGGCCUCUCUCUAUCUCGCUAUCCUCUCACAUGCACCAGUUGGCAGCUCUUGCCUGUCAACCAAUGGCUGAUAACAGUAGGCGUGAAGGCCACACAAAUGGGGUUGCCAUAAAGAGCUCAAUAAUAGGAAGACACUGCGGUCUCAUCCCCAACCAUGUAUACGACUGAGUUGCACCGUCAGUUGGGAAACUUCCAAGUCACAGAAGUUAUCGUGUCAGCAGUAUUGCGAUGAGGAAUUCACUGACUUGCUAUGAGGAUGGAUUCCCCAGGAUGAAUCUCACUCGUUCCCCUCUUCCCCACACUUCACUGCCCGGUCGGAGCCUUUCAGCUGACUGGUCUUGAGAUUGGGCGGUGUUACUGGCGUGAGGUAGGCCUCCGCCUACCGCAUGCGGUGCAUACACAAAUGAAAAAAUAAUGUUUCUCACUAUUAUUACAGACAUUGACGAGCAUCACUGCAAGGUUAAUGUGCGAAAGAGGAAUGGCCCUUUUGCGUGUGCGCGUGACCAAAAAGACAAGCGCGUAAGUAAGUGCGCAGCGACGGUGUGCGCCUGGAUGAUGGGUGAUGUUUUAUCGAUCGUUAUACCGCAUGUACAUAAGACUGAAUGGGUCCACGAGGCGACCGUACUUGCGCAUGUGGUGUGGGCAGGGGACUCAUGAGUGGCAGAGUUUUGAAUGAAGGUGGGCGAUGGGUUUAGGGACUAUAAAAGCUGAACAGCCAAUCUACGUGUGUCACACCGCAACUUUUGGUUGUUUCCUAUGUCUUCCAGACGUGUGUAAGUAUUUCCAAAGUACAUUAGUUAGUUCGACGUCAUUUGAGUGGGGUUAUCGACAUGUCCUUGCGGCGUCGUUCUUCUUCACUGCAUUUACGAAGGCAUCUAACGCCGUUUCCGAAAGCAUUCGCUUCAGCAUGUGAUGAUCAGUCAUUUUCAUAUGUUACCGUUUGGUCUCAUUUAGACCUGAUUCAGCAUACCGGCCACCUCUAGCACCUGGAUGUUUGAGGCCUAUUCCUGUCACAUCACCUGUAAUAUCCUUCGAAGACACCAUAUGCGGCAGUAUUUGAACUUUCUCACUCGGCUUUGGUUGAUUUCCAGGUCUCCGCAGCGCAGACUAAUGUUGUUAGGAUGACAACCCUGUACGCGUUAGGUUUCAUGCCGCGGCACUUCCAGACUAAGUGUGGUAACCCGCUAAAAGCCUGGAUAUACACACACACACACACGGUGUGCUUUGUGAUGUUAGCUUGUUUCGUGACUCAGCGAGCAGGGUCAAGUUUAACCCGCUUGAGAGCAGUGUAAAUAAAUGCGCCCUGCUUGUCUCUAAAGUCACUUUCAAGAGCUGCAGCGCACGCUCACAGGCGUGCGCUCUUAAAAGACCUGACCCACAUGCCGACCCAACGGCGCAGAAGUUGAGCCGAGAAGUGGCUUCAUCUACUAGCAGUGCUCACCCAGUGGCUUAACUUCAGAGAGGGUGGGGGUUCGCGUAUAGUAGGCCUUCGUGGUGUCGUCGGGACGGCGCUCAUGUCAAAAUCGUGGUUUCUAUGACUGCGGCAAAAGGUGUCAGCUCCUGUUAGGGGCAUGGAAGUUGUGCUUGCUGAUGCUGCUGCUGCUGCUGCUGUUGAUGUCGGUGAUGCUGCUGGUGAUUCUGCUGUUACUGAUGCCGUUGGCACCGCGUUUGUCUAGAUGGCGCGCCGUGUGCGCCAAACGGAUUGGCUUGUAGCCGCGUGGGUUACAGCAGCCCCGAGUGAUCGAUAUUCGCUUGCACGCACACAAACGCGCACAAAAAAAACAACGGAACUGACGGUGUGCAAUUUCGCGCGCUUGUAAACGCGUGCAGUUUGCUCACGAGCUUCGGUCGGCAAGCGUUCGUCACUGUAAGGCAAGAUCAGACGCGACUUUCGGGAGGGAAGACUUCCCGUAGUCUCCGCUAUCUAACAACAGCCCGCACAUCGCCGUGAAUUAAUUUCGCGAUAGACGCAGAGGGUUGGGAUUGAGAAGACGUAGCCCUAGGAAAUGCUUCGAUUUUUAGCAAAAAUAUCGGUCACAUGUGGUUAUGUAGUCCAUCUAAAGUAAACAAAUCCCAUUCGCCUGUAAUACGGGACCUGUGGUGAUAGGGCUUUUUUCAGGUGAGGCCGGAGAACGCACAGGCGACGAGAUCAGGUGGUUGUAUGCGGAAGAAAAGUUAUUUGGAAUGCGCGGCUGUUCUUUGAGUGGUUAAAAAAUAGUUGCUCCAACCCUAACCCCAACCUUAACAGCAUCCUGUCCAUCAGGUGGGGCUACAUAACCACAUAUUACCAAAAUCUCUUUCAUCUGACCCAUUUGUGAAAAAAUGCACGGCUUCGGUGGGAUUCCAACCAACGACCUUACAGGCACAUUAAGUUGAGCACCCAAGAAGGAUUUCUUAAACAGUCAAUUUAGAAUCCACUAGAUGACUACCAGGUUCACUCUCGAUAUUCGAUUUCGUUCGAUAUUGAUGGUCUUAAUUUAUCUUCUAGCUGUGUUGAGUUCCUUCGUGCCAAUAUAAAGGGCAGUUUCAACAUGUUUACUCUAGCAUCAGCGCUUAUCUGUUAUUUAACAAGAUCAUAGAUCUUGGUAUAUACACUGAUUGACCGAUCUCAUGAAAUGUUGGCUGAAAUUCUGAAAUACGUUUUCGAUUAGGAAGGAUUACUUGGUCGCGGUUGUAAUACUGAGUAUCUUGCGGCAUAACCUUAUAAGAUUUCGGACUCGGUAGGAUGUCAGCUUUUGAAUUCACUGCUUUUAAAUCUCCCGUAGAAACCGUACUAGGUAAAAAAUGGCUACUUAUGUAGCAUGUAUUUUUCCCAUUGAUUUUCGAUGGUCUUGCAAAAUCAAAUAUAUUUUAUAGAAACCAUAAACAAGAAUAUGCUUUCUUUUUGUCAAUUAAUAGAGAAUCACGUCUUCUUUAUAUUUUAUACUCAAGAAAGGAGUAUAACUAGGUUUUAAAAAAGUUUCUAAUUAUGAGCUUUUUGAAGACCGCGCAAGGCCCAUUCACAUAGCAUCGUACCUGUCCAUCUACCAUUGCUCGUCAUGAAAUGAACGACAUAGUCCGCAUCCAUUGCAAAAUUUUAUGGACUAUGUAUGAUAUCUUUUUAAUGACAUAGAAAAGUAUGUGAUUUUUUAUGCGGAACGCAUGCACCUUGUAGGCUGAAAUCAGUAAACGCUAGUGCGACGAAUGAUAAGGCUCCACAUUAUUCGGCCAUUAGAAAACUUUUUAAAACCUAAUUAUACUCCUUUCUUGAGUAUAAAAUAUAAAGAAGACGUGAUCCUCUAUUAAUUGACAAAAAGAAAGCAUAUUCUUGUUUAUGGUUUCUAUAAAAUAUAUUUGAUUUUGCAAGACCAUCGAAAAUCAAUGGGAAAAAUGCAUGCUGCAUAAGUAGCCAUUUUUUACCUAGUACGGUUUCUACAGGAGAUCGAAAAGCAGUGUAUUCAAAAGCUGACAUCCUGCCGGGUCCGAAAUCUUAUAAGAUUAUGCCGCAAGGUAAUCAGUAUUAUGACCGCGACCAAGUAAUCCUUCCUAAUCGAAAACGUAUUUCAGAAUUUCAGCCUCCUAUGAAAUCAGGUCACGCGUCAAAAUCUACUAAUAUCACACAUAAGAAUGUGUAAUUAGAACUCGGACUGUGGCUAACUGCAAGUUCCAAUUUUAUUUCCUCAAAUGCAUUUCGGUUGAUAUGUAUUGAUUGACCCAUAUAUUACAGAUAUUCCAGACUGUGGAGCGUAUAAUCUUAUUAAUCAGACACGUUAAGUUAACCGGCGAGGCACAUUUGAAAGACUUCGGUAGGGUUGCUAAUGCUUACUUCAGAAAGAAGAUAUUUUGGGUGGCUUGGGUUUUUUUAAUCUGAUGAGGCGCUCCACUUGAUCAAAACCUUAAAAGUAUUGCAUUUUUUGGAGCGUCGUUUGUAUGUUAUUUGCCCUCGUAUUUGACGGCGGUUCAGACCGCCCAUUAGCGGGCACGGGGACUACGUUUAAGAUGAGAAUAACCGCAGGAGGCGACUAAGUUUGAAUAUUUUGCGUUACGAACUUGGUCAUAUGUCGAGUAGUGUCCUAACAUCGCCUCAACACGACUGCUUUGGUACUCAGUCAUCCGCGUCUUACAGAAAACCUACAUAAGCGCCGCAAAGUGCCGCACUCUGAGUGCAUGUGGGAUUUACACAAUCCAUAUAUUCUCGGAAGCCUAAACUGCGUUAAGUCCACACGAAGAACCUGUCCAUGAGUGCGCAUAUAUUCAGCGAUUGUCUUCGUUAAUCGACCUACAUUUGACUGUUUUGUGCAAAACCUUAACCACCUAAGGCGCUUGUUGCACAUAUUGCGUGUUACUUUCUAAGCGUCGAUGUAAUUUCGUGGAUCCAGGAAUGAUUCAUGUUGGCGUUAGCUUGUCGCCAUGGUGACUGACCAGGCCACUACACUUACGGUCAUGAACAGGGUGUGGCCUGUGGGUUCUGUUCGAAAUAGGCACGCGAGAUGCAUGGGUAUCUUCUUUCCCAGGGACUGGAAAAGAAUGCAAUGCGCGACGGUGGUCGCGCAAGUACUUCACGAGAGUAGCAAAAUUCUUUAAAUUGCAAAACUUUCAACACGAAGACGAUUGUAGACGGGUAGCAGACAGAUGAACAGCAGAGCUUUGCACAGACUCCCUUAACUCAUGUACAGCAUAGUUCACAUUUUAUUUGCUGAAAGCAGUCUCUGAUGAUUUAAACAAAAAAGGUAUUUGCCUUGAUCGCAUAUUAUGUGCAUCUCUAACAAUAUACUCAAGAGAGAGGAGGGAAGACCUUGAAAAUUCUGCAUUCUAAUUUUUUCGCCAAAAAUCAGCUAAUGUCAAAUUUGUGCAGUGUCGAGCAGCCUCCCGAGCGUUAUUUUUGUUGCGUACCUCAAUAGGCGCGACAAAGAUGAUUUAUUAUUAUUAUUAUUAAUGAGUUAGUCAUCAACAGGAUUCGACAAAAUAAUUUUCUACUGUUUGUCUCUUUAACACAUGAAGUCCAUGCCUAAAUCAACAUCCUCAUAAGCUCUGGCAAAAAGAACUCUGUCUUCCUCCAUCUUCUUUUUUAUAUAGACAGCUCAGUAUGCAAGUCUAAGUCUCAAUUUCCCCUGAUACUAAAACAUAAGUUUAUGGGGAAAAUAACAUUUGACCAAUACAACCCAGUAAUCAUCAGCUUUCAUCCCUAUCAGCCAAAUUUAAUUUGGACGCUGGAACAGCUGGGAUGCGUGUCUGUGAACUCACCCUCUAGGCAGAUUGCACACCGUUUCCAUCUAGCCCGGCAUCCCGCGGCGCAUUCUAUCAAUGAGUUAUUGUGCCCUACUGUAUGAAAACAUAUGUGACCUUGAACACACUUAGGGAUCGUUUAUGGCCCCAUUCAGUGUUUCGUAGCUGCGCCGUUUCUGCUACUGCAGUCGACGUUCAUUUUGGAUAUCAGAAGACACUGACAGUCCUGCGCCUAUACUAAAAUUAGGGAGUACUCCUAUCCCAUCAGAUAGGGUACUAGGACCAGGUCUGUAACGCAACAGCCUUUCCACCUCAGACAAGAAGGCCUAAACCUGCUCUGGUUCUUGCUUCUUUGGUACUACGGAGCUUUUUUGCGAGGAUGGAAGUGAUGCCUCUUGCCGAAUGUUGAUCUACAGCUGACGACGAAAGCCCCGACAAGGGGGCAAAACUUUUAAUCACAACGACGGGCCGUUGUAGAUUUUUUUGCUCCUGGUUGCGUGUGUCGAUGACUUUAGAAUUAUAGGCCCAGUUAGCAGUGUAAUAUCUAAAGUCUUGCUGUUCCCCCAUAAGGGUAAAAAAAGAAAUAACUUAGGCAACAUCGCCACCAACCGCAACGCCUUUUGAGGGAUCUCCAACCUAUUUAGCAAUUUUCGGAAAAUGGCUGACGGAUACAUAUGCAUACUUUUCUCUGAGGCAUUAUUCAAUCGUCUGACUUCUGUCAACUCUAAUAAGAUAUCAAGUUAAAUUUUAUACACCUGCAAGUCAUUUACCCUCAAGCAUUUUUCAUCCAUUGUUCUGUACUUACCUCCCUGACAACAUUAGCAAAGGUCGUCUAUUAUAACUGUAUAGUGCACCUUUUGAAUUUUUUCGCCUUGUUAUUCCUAGAUAAGUUGUACUCUUCAUCUGGUCAGGAACUGAGGCGAGCCCUCUUCUCUCUGAAGCAAAUAUUUCAGGUAAGCUUAUUCUAUUACUGAACCAUCGAUAUGCUACAUAGCACCUCUUACACAUUUAAAUUACUGGAACCAUCAUCACUCAAUCCAAGUGCUUACUUAUUUUAAGUCACUGGCAUACGUUUUUAUACUUAAAACACAAUUUCUUUGACUAGCAGCCUCAAGAGGUUUUUAAAUAAAAAGAUACAUUUUUGGUGAAAGAUACUUCAGUGAAAGGUCGAAAGCUCUCUCAGCGUAGUUAACAGGACAGUUUUAUUAAAUUUGCCUUUUCUGUUUUUAUGUGUUUAUUCCAAGGAAUUUCUGCACGACUCUCAGAGUGAACACCCAGAAAGCUUUUUUCAUACAUUAUCGGGUGUCUAGGCUGAUGAAAUAUCUGUACUCGCUUUAAAUCACGACUUACUGUGCAAAAUGUCAAUUAUUACCUGUCAUUUAUCACCAAGAAGUCAAUCAAGCUAUGUUUGCCAUAAUGUACUAUGACUUUUGUUCUGUUUGAGGCAAAGUAAAAUCUAAAAACCUACCGGCAUCUCAGACCAAACACCCAAAGGUAGAUAACGGAUGGGCAGUUGCUAGGACGACCAGGUGGAAAGUAUUCGGUGUUUUAUUCUGAACCUUCCACAGUAUGUAGACGACUUCGAUCUGACGGUGUAGUCACUAAAAAGUAAGACUGACAGCUGAUUGGUAGACUGUUGUCCCGGUCUGUCCCGCGUCAAGGCAUUAUUAAAAAGUGGAAAGAGGGAGGGACAUCUGACGGAUGCUUGUGGACGCUGAAGAGAACAAGCCGCAAACCAAGGUAUUUAAUUGCCUGGCCGAGCGAUGAAGGGGAGCAGAUCGGUUCGGUCAGACAGAAUCCAAUGAUGAAGUUUAGAAGCUGGUUGUGAGCAGUAGAAUGAGUGCUGUAAGGACUGCGUUAUAUUUUCCUAACCCUUCCGGAUUAGUCGAUUCUGUCCACCCGUAUCACGCGGAAGUUUCCUCGUUGUUUCAAAACAUAACUGUUUUUGGCAGUGUCGAUGACUUGCAUUCGCACUAAGUGAGGGUUGCACAACUUCAUCUGUCAUGUCCCAUCAGCCAGCCCUCAGCAGAUUUGCGUUGCAAUGCUGAAGCAAUAAACGGUGGAGGAAAUUGCGCUCAGUGACUUACCCGGAAGUUAUUGCAUUUAAGCCUAGUUUGACGCGUCGGUGAAACGGACUUUACACACCAUGAUAGUCACAAUCAUGAAAGUUUAUUGCGUGGACAUCUCCACGGCCUACAAUGCCCCCAACAUACAGGUAUGUAUACCAUGCACGGUGCCAAUAGUGAAUUGAAUUCUCGAAAGUCAGUGUCCACAGUCAGGAACAAGAUAUCGGAAUUGCAGGCGACUCAUCACUGAGUCCCAAACUUCAUGGGCAAAAAAAGAGUCUGCCCUCAAACGGAACCUCUAUCAUAACAUUUCGGUGUGCGAAAAAUUGAAAGAAAUAUGUCUUCAAGUUAGAAAUACAUUGAUCAGAAGUUGAUGUUUCUUCAACUUUCGAGUUCGAAAGGCCAUAUAAUGAAAACGCUUUAAUAGGCGAAUCGAGCGGUGAAGAACUGCAAAAAGAAAUAGUGGACGGCGGCUGGGUUCGCAAGAUUGAUCUCUUAGCUGAUAUUUCCAAGACACGUCCUUCGUUUAGGGAAACAUUUUAAUAGAAAUGACGCAGCGAAAGAAUUGGAAGGGUUCUUAACGUGAAAGACUGCGACUCAGAAUCCCCACUCAAAUUAACUCAGAAAUUUUGCUUUUGGUCAAAAAUAAGUGCAAACCUGUUGGCCGAACCCCAACACGAGGGAAAAGCCAGGAACGUCUCCCCUGGCCUUAACAUUAAGCCAAAUGUUUGUCGGCUCAUCUGCGACGGCCAGACCUUUCCACGAAAGAGACCUAAGACUGCAGAUAGUGUUCUACCGAAAGUACCUUCGCGCAUGCACUGUUACCUCACAGACUUCAUCUGAUUUAUCCUUCUGCCGCCAUCGAUGGCAGCCACUCAGGCUUGCUUAAGAAUCUUGAAUAAUUGAAACGCAAUGAUAAGGAGGUGCGUGGAGUUUAACGACUGGACGUGUUUUCAAACUGCAUAAUAGCCAGCGGGACCUCAAAGUUCUUAGUACCGUACAUAAUCUGACGACAGGUUGGAGCCCGUGAGAGUAAAGUCCUCUUCACCCCGACGGGGCUGUAAACUUCAUUCUAUUCUGACUCUCAGUGUUCAAGUAUGAACCUACCUUUGUCUCAACAAUGUGUGCCACAUUCUUUGGAUGCCGACUGGGUUGAGUGUCUUUUUGGAUGAUCCUUGAGUCAAGAGAUCAAGCCCCCAUUUUCCUGAAUUUCUGCUCAUGCAUAUUACAAGGCUGUGAAUAUACUCUAUCAAAAACACUGCUUAUUUCGCUGUGUGUAUGCUUUUAAAUUUAGGAGGGCUCUUUUUAACCACCCAUUACAUCUGCUUUGCAUUCACUCUUUUAGAAUGACAAGGAUCUUGUGCACGAAUUUGUCACCCAUUCAGGCCUGAACUGCCUAGUGACGAUCGGUUCCAAGUCAGACCAAACCCAUCAAAACUAUAUUCUUCGAGGUAAUUUCCUAUGCGGCUCAAAUAUCAUCCUUGUGCGAUAUUAAAAUUUGACCUGCACCAAGUUAUGCAGUUAAGAUUCUUUGCUUCCUUGUUGUCCUCGCCAGAACUUAAUGUUCGCAGGUUCCUGAAGUUGAGAAGCAAAGGUGUGAAAUCUCUGCCAAUAGGUGAAACUGAAUCUGGAGCUUCUUUGUUUACUCUAUAAUCCAAUGUGGAGUUUUUCGGUAGAACUGAUAUUGGGACCUCCGUUCCUAUAUUAAAACUUUGUUGCUCACUAAAAAUGGUCAGCAGUCAGUCUUGAGCCUGAGACGGCUCUUACCGAGUAGCAUUGUCUUUACUGACAAUGUUUGCUAAAGAAUCACAAAUUAGUUUCUAAGUUGACGCGGCCCCUUGCUCGGAGUUCUGCUCAACGACCAUUUUUCCGUAUUAUCAUAAAAGUUUCCCCCCACUUCUACCCCCACUUUUUUAGCAUCUGUAUGCUACGAUAAGUUGGGGUUUGUGCUAUGGCUCCCAUUAAGGCAUUUUUCGAGGUUCAAGCAUCACGUUUUGAAAAAGACUAAUAUUAUUUGUCAUUUCAAGGCUUUCCAUAAAAACUCCAUGACCCUGAUGCUAGUGGAAGUAUCUACUAUCUUGUCAAACGUUAACAUGGACUCCGUUUACCAAUUUAUUCAGAUCUAUACUCAAUAUGCUUGGACUAACCUGUGAUGUUUGAUUACGAAAAUAAACGCGAUCCGCCUGAAUCUAAUUUUUCCAAGGAAACACUUCUUCAGCGUUUAAAGGGGAUAAGUUCUAUGAGCGUUUUUAGAGACUUCUUUUAGCUGCAACAAACAGCAAACAACAAGGACUUCACAAAAAUUAAACGGCUGCUUUCUUUCAUAGAAGACUAAUGCCUAAUCCUUGACAGAAGGGGAGAGGAAAUGUGAAAUAAUCUAUUCGUUUGCAAAAGUGGAUGGGCACCUGCUUGCUCAGAAACACUUGGAAAGUAUUACUGGCUCAUUAACCGUCAUCAGCAGGCUAUAGCACAACCCAGGUAUGGAGACCUGACUGCUCGGCUGGCCAUUGCCAAACUCUGUUCUAUUGAACAAAUCGUUUACUGGUUGUUGGCCGGUACCGGACCACCUCCGAGGACUCUGAACCGACGCGCCACGGCAACGCGGAAUUACCUAGUCCCGUUCUGCAAUCUGGACGUAUCAUCAACGUCGUUGCCACAUCGCUCAGAAAUAAGUUUAACCAUUUGUCGUUUGCGAUUCCCUUAUCCACUGGAAUUAUGCGAGUUAUGGAACUUUAAAGCGAUGCAAAUUUAAAAAAUAUAUGCGUUCAGUUUCAGCAUUGUUCGUGCUUUGAACCUUUUCUUGGGAAAAGAGGAUUACAUUAUAUCAAAAGCAGGAGCUCCUGUCUAUUACUCACCGGUCCUAGUGGGAAAACUAUACUAAAAGUGACGUUAUUAUCACUAUUAGUAAUAGUAAAUCCUAAUGAAUCCGUCUCUUCAAUGUAAUGUCUAUCUCGUUUGUCCCUUCGACCUAUUGUCGCGAAGCUUUUGACAUGAAAGACAAAAUAUCAAUUGACGCUGCGCAGAGUCAACAUUUAUAAUAGUAGAAUUUCUAGAAUUCUUAGUAAGUUAUAAGUAAAUAAGUCUUCCUAUCUGGUAAUGGGCAUUUUUCACUUGGCUCAGCUGCAGGCAGGAGCGUGUCCGCUUUUGUCUACCUCGGAGUUCAGGAUAGGUCCACCGGGUUCAGGUACCGUAGCACUGAGACCUAGUUUUGAGACUUGGCUACUUGCAGAUGUCACGUAACUCAUGAACGGCCACUUUAACACCCAUAGCUUUUGAUAUACACGUUGUUUAAUUGAUCGCCUAAUUAAACUUCUCUUAGGAGGUCGCAUUUGUUGGGCUGUCGUGGGCAAACAGUUCAAGCAGAGUCCAAAUUUCAGAGACUAGCAGGAGUGAUCGCCAAUUUGCUAACCUGCUAGUCACUUUUAACUGCUUGAAACACUGCGAAAAAUGAAAAACUCCUGAGAAAUUAAUCUAGGAAUCAUGCAUUAAUAACUACGAGAGUGCAGCGUGCGUGACAAUUUGACCAUAAAACCGUUGUUUUUAUAAGUCGUAUUAUGGUUUUCUCUCGAAAAAACGCCAACGCUAACGAUAUAUUUAGUGUUACAUUGCAUAAGGAUGCAGUGUCAACUUUAUUUUUCUUUGGCUGCUCUGUGGAUUGAGACGAUGGGGAAUAUUAUAUACGAGUUUUUCAGUGUUGAUGGAAGAAUAGAGGGAUGUUAAAGAAAGGGAUAAAAAUAUGAUUCCAAAGAGAAAGCUACGACUGUAACCGUCGUUGUGGUUUUCCUGAACAUAGAAGUUUGACUUCUGUGUCGUAAUUAACACUUUUACACAAAAAACGAUGAGACGUCGACGCCAUCUGGACGCUUUUCAAUAUCUCCCUAUCGGCUUUAGGUGGGCAUCUUGCAAUGCUUUCGAAAUAUUACAGCCGAAUCGUUCAACCGAACCGUAUUGGGCGUUACCGCGACCUUUACGGCUAAACAUUGGCUAGGUACCUGCUUUUACAAUUGACACCAGCGUGCGGCACCACAGAUUUGCACAUUUCGCUGCAAAACACCGUAACCAUACUUAGUGUUUUUUCGUGCAUGUUUUUCUUUUUCAUCUUACCCCUGUAUUAAUGAGUCGGCUGUUGACUGUUCGUAAAAAUAUCGCUUAAGCCACCAAGCGCUUCUUGGGAAGCCAUAGUUGAGAACCGAUUUUGGUCUACAGCUAAUGUCGAAACUUUAUUCGGCGAGGUUUGGUUCUGCAGCCCCUUUUGAUUUAUACUAUAUGGUUAGCUUUCUAAAACAAUCUUGGUAGAUGGGAGUACUCUGGCUUUACAAAUACCACGUGUUUGCACCUUCCUUACCACUUUAAUACAGCGAGUGACUAUGCCACGGGGGAGGAGUCCUUAUACGCCAUCCGCGGUUACAUCAGCUAUCAGUUCCUACGCGCUUUCCUACGCGUGCUUCGAGCCCUACUUGCGCCUUCUUUCUUAUACGUAUCCAGAGAGGGGCUAAGUAGGCUCGCUGAUGGAACUGUUCGGACGGACUAGAACUCCGUCGGUUCCAAUACAAUGGCCAUGCACCGCGAAUUACCACGCGGUACCCCCUGUGACCUUUCAGUUAUGAUUGCAUCCUCCUUAUACUACUAACCCAGCAAGUGGCUGUGUCGCGGGAAGAAUGUGUAUACGUUAUCACGCCCUUCCCUGAGCGUGCUUCAAGCUCUGCUUACGCUCUCUUUCCCUUCCUAAUCCUGCGAGUGGCUUAAUUAGGUAUGUUUAUGAAUAUUGUUUUAGUAAGCUAGCCACAUGCUGUCAAUCGAGUGGGUCUGUAGAAUGAAACCUCGCCCUUCAUGCUUCCCUACUUGAGCGGGAAAUGACAUGAGUGUCCUAUUCCAAGUGUGGUCUUAAUGGCGCACCUUACGCGUGUGGGAUCCUAGUUGAACUGCUACAGGUCUUAGGUGGCGGCUGCAGAUCGCAUAAAAAUCUACGCCGGCCGUCAUUUAGCGCCGGCUAGGUUCGAAAAAUGCCCCCUGGACCAUGAGCAAAAAGCAGGAACGAAAUUCAUUCAGCCCGAAUGGAGUAGUUAAGUUCCUCAGUAAAAACGACCAAUCCAACCUCCAAAUUCCCACGGCGCGCAAAGAUUCGUGGCUUGGAAGGUUGUCACCCAGCGGGAUAAUCCAGUCCUCCUCCAUUCUUGGGGGGCCGGGCUGUAGCGGCCCCUCUUAAUAUGGCCUCAUUGACACUUCCGCUUAUGUGAGAUCUGAGACCGCCCCAUUGAGGUCUGGGCUGUGUGUAACUAGGAGUAAGGUCGUAUGUGUCACGCGCGAGAGGGCUAUUCAAUUUUAUCGGACCCUGCGUCUACGUCCGUGUCCGACCGCCUUGACGUUGUCUUGUCGUGGGACAACGAUGGGCGGAGUAGGAGUUGGGUGAUGUAGUUACAUCGCAAGUCCGCCGCGUUAUAGAAGACUUCACGCGCAAGUGGUCGCUGCAUCUCUUCGUAGACAGUGAGAGUCCUCCCUAUUUACGACCAACGAAAUGCCAAUGAGUGUGUUUGGCUCCUGCUGCCCUUGGGUUUCCCGCCCACCAAUCAUGUUCAUUGCCGACUUUUCGUUUUUUAAAAAUAAUUCGCAUAAUUGUGAUGGUGCCUGCGUGGGCCUCUUCCCCUGCAAUACCUAUGUACAUAAAUAUAUGUUGGGCAAAAAGAGCAGCAGAACUUAUCAGCCGAUAAGUGCCACAUUUUCUCUGAAUACGUUUAUUGGCUUUUUUAGCUUUGGGGCAGCUUAUCCUCUACGUGGAUGGAAUGAGGGGCGUAAGCGAGCAUCCAGAUACUAUUCGGUGGCUUUAUUCUCUCCUCUCCUGCAAGGUAAAUACUGGAUGA